Thlaspi arvense is the source of this 1858-nucleotide messenger RNA. The record is from the annotation of a GenBank genome assembly. Lineage: Eukaryota; Viridiplantae; Streptophyta; Magnoliopsida; Brassicales; Brassicaceae.
CGAAAGUUCUCUUACCAUUGACCGGGAACAACUGCCUCGUUUAUGUUUCAUUCAGUUUUAAACAUUAUAGUUUGAAACUUGAUAUACAAUCUAUUAACAUUUUUUUUUUUUUUACGAAUGUUUCUCUCGCCGUUGACAUUCGCGUGUCUUCAUCUUCCAUUUAAGUGUCAUCGGAAAAGAAAAAAAAAUUGGGUAAAUUAACUUGAUCUCCGGUAGUGAUGAAGAAGAUCCAAUGCAUAAAGUUUUCCCGUUUCUUUCACAGGCUAGAGCGGCCACGUGAUUACCUCGUGCUUCUCAUGUACAUCUCCAUCCUCACGUGCCUCAUCGUCUCCGUCUCUCUCGUUCUUCGCACCACCAUUUUAUCCUCAUCCUCCCCUGAUGACUACUACUCCACCUACGACGCCGUUUCUCAAGAAUCCAUAGACCUACCGGUAAACGCAUCCGUCGGGCCGACCAAUGUAUCCCACAUUCAGUUCUGUAUAGCCGGAGCAAACGAAACCUGGCUUGACCGGAGCAGGUACACCUCAUUGUGGUGGCGGGACUCCACGCGCGGCUUCGUCUGGCUUGAUGAACCGGUUAAAACCCCCAAAAACCACUCCAAAAACCGGUUCUUGAUCCCGACUCGAGUCUCCGAUCCAGGAUGGACCCGGUUCAAUUUCUCAAGCUCGAGAGAAGGUGUUCGCAUUGCUCGGAUCAUAUGGGAUAGUUAUCAGGUGAAACUGCCUGAUGUGCGGUGGUUCGUGAUGGGAGAUGAUGAUACCGUCUUCUUCACGGAUAAUCUCGUCAAGGUUCUCUCCAAGUACGACCAUGAGCAGAUGUGGUAUAUCGGCGGGAACUCUGAGAGCGUCGAGCAGGACGUGAUGCACACUUACGACAUGGCGUUUGGAGGAGGCGGUUUCGCCAUUAGUCGUCCACUCGCGGCGCAUUUAGCCGACGCGAUGGACGGUUGUCUCGACCGGUAUUUUUACUUUUAUGGGUCGGAUCAGAGAAUCGCGGCUUGCGUUAGUGAGCUCGGUGUUCCCUUCACCCAAGAACGUGGCUUUCACCAGCUUGACAUAAGAGAAGAUCCAUACGGGCUUCUAGCGGCACAUCCAUUGGCACCACUUGUAUCGUUGCACCACCUCGUUUACUUGGACCCAAUAUUCCCUAGCCAAACCUCGAUAGAGUCGUUACAAACCCUUAUGAAACCUUAUAUCUUAGACCCAAACCGAAUACUCCAACAGACUAUUUGCCAUGACCUCAAGCGUCAAUGGUCUAUAUCCAUUUCUUGGGGAUACUCCAUUCAGAUUUACACUAGCUUCUUGACGGCUACAGAGCUGGCUACGCCCUUACAGACUUUCAAAACUUGGCGGUCUUCGAGCGAUGGGCCUUUCACGUUUAACACCCGCCCUUUGAAACCUGACCCGUGUGAACGUCCCGUCACUUAUUUCAUGGAUGGUGCGGAGGAUAUGCAUGGUAGGUGGACGAAAACUUGGUAUAGCGUAGCGGAUAAGAAAUAUGGUUAUUGCGAAAAGAGUGAGCGUUCUCGUGUAACCGAGGUGAAGAGGAUAUUGGUUACUUCAAUGAAGAUGGAUCCAGAGUAUUGGAACAAGGCACCGCAAAGACAUUGUUGUGAAGUGUUGGAAGGAGGAGGAAGAAGAAGGAAGAAAGAAAUGUCGAUAAGGAUAAGAAAGUGCGGAUAUAAGGAGAAGAUAUAGUAAGCAUUUUAAUUGUUAGGAUUUCACAAAUCUGACCCUAAAAAAUACGAUUAAACAAGAAAUAAAAACAACUCACUAUUUACAGUGGUACACUCAUAAAUUAUUUUAUUUUUUUAAAUAUUGGUCCAAAAUCUAGAUUCUAACGUCCGCGCAGGAUAAUA